ACCUCCAGCAACUGCAGUUAGCUGAAACAAGUCAAAAGGCACCAGAGGCUGGAAGAAGAAUGCUCAGAGGCCGGUCCUUGUCUGUGACUUCCCUGAGUGGGCUCCCUGUGUGGGAAGCCGAAAGACUUCCUGUGGAAGACUUACUGCUUUUUGAAGUCUCUUGGGAGGUGACCAACAAAGUUGGGGGCAUCUAUACUGUGAUUCAGACCAAGGCCAAAACAACAGCAGAUGAAUGGGGAGAAAACUACUUUCUAAUAGGUCCAUAUUUUGAGCAUAAUAUGAAGACUCAAGUAGAACAGUGUGAGCCCAUCAAUGAUGCUGUCAGAAGAGCCAUGGAUGCCAUGAAUAAACAUGGCUGCCAGGUGUAUUUUGGAAGAUGGCUGAUAGAAGGGAGUCCCUACGUGGUGCUCUUUGACAUAAGCUCUUCAGCAUGGAACCUGGACAGGUGGAAGGGUGACUUCUGGGAAGCAUGUGGUGUUGGCAUCCCUCACCAUGACCGAGAAGCCAAUGACAUGCUUAUAUUUGGGUCUUUAACUGCCUGGUUCUUAAAAGAGGUGACAGAUCAUGCAGACGGUAAACAUGUCAUUGCCCAAUUCCAUGAAUGGCAGGCUGGAACUGGGCUAGUCCUUUCUCGUGCCAGGAAACUCCCCAUCGCCACAAUAUUUACAACCCAUGCCACACUACUUGGGCGGUAUCUCUGCGCAGCAAAUAUUGACUUCUACAACCAGCUUGACAAGUUCGACAUAGACAAAGAGGCGGGGGAGAGACAGAUUUAUCACCGCUACUGCAUGGAACGGGCCUCUGUGCACUGCGCGCAUGUCUUCACCACAGUGUCAGAAAUCACAGCCAUCGAGGCAGAGCACAUGUUGAAGCGGAAGCCUGAUGUAGUAACUCCCAACGGCUUGAAUGUUAAGAAGUUUUCUGCAGUGCAUGAAUUUCAAAAUCUCCAUGCCAUGUACAAGGCCAGAAUCCAGGAUUUUGUUCGAGGUCAUUUCUAUGGUCAUUUGGAUUUUGAUCUUGAAAAGACUUUAUUCCUCUUCAUUGCUGGGAGGUAUGAAUUCUCAAACAAAGGAGCUGACAUCUUCUUGGAAUCCUUAUCCAGGCUCAACUUCCUCCUAAGGAUGCACAGGAGUAACGUCACUGUGGUGGUGUUUUUCAUCAUGCCUGCCAAGACAAACAAUUUCAACGUGGAAACCCUGAAGGGCCAGGCGGUGCGGAAACAGCUGUGGGACACCGUGCAUUCUAUGAAGGAAAAGUUUGGAAAGAAACUCUAUGAUGGGUUAUUGAGAGGAGAAAUUCCUGACAUGAAUAGUAUCUUGGAUCGAGAUGACUUAACAAUUAUGAAGAGAGCCAUUUUUUCAACUCAGAGACAGUCUUUGCCUCCUGUGACCACUCACAACAUGAUUGAUGACUCCACAGAUCCCAUCCUCAGCACCAUUAGACGGAUUGGACUUUUCAACAAUCGGGCAGACAGAGUCAAGGUGAUUUUACAUCCAGAAUUUCUGUCCUCCACCAGCCCCCUACUACCCAUGGAUUAUGAAGAGUUUGUCCGGGGUUGUCACCUUGGGGUGUUUCCAUCAUACUAUGAACCUUGGGGUUAUACUCCAGCUGAGUGCACAGUGAUGGGCAUCCCAAGCGUGACAACAAACCUCUCUGGCUUUGGCUGUUUCAUGCAGGAGCAUGUGGCUGACCCUACUGCUUAUGGUAUUUACAUCGUUGACAGGCGCUUCCGAUCUCCAGAUGAUUCUUGCAAUCAGCUGACUCAAUUUCUUUAUGGGUUUUGCAAACAGUCCCGUCGUCAAAGAAUCAUCCAGAGGAACCGCACAGAGAGGCUCUCAGAUCUUCUGGACUGGAGAUACCUAGGCAGAUAUUACCAGCAUGCCAGACACCUGACUCUAAGCAGAGCUUUUCCAGAUAAAUUCCAUCUGGAGCCAACCUCACCUCCAACGACGGAUGGGUUUAGGUAUCCCAGGCCCUCCUCAGUACCACCUUCUCCAUCAGGAUCUCAGGCCUCCAGUCCUCAGUGCAGUGAUGUGGAAGAUGAAGGAGAUGAGGAUGAAAGAUAUGAUGAGGAAGAGGAGGCUGAGAGGGACCGGUUAAAUAUCAAGUCACCAUUUUCUCUGAACCACGUUCCAAAGGGGAAGAAAAAAGCUUCAUGGAGAAUAUAA
Molecule: messenger RNA, 2168 nt
Organism: Onychomys torridus (southern grasshopper mouse)
Lineage: Eukaryota; Metazoa; Chordata; Mammalia; Rodentia; Cricetidae
Gene: Gys2
Product: glycogen synthase 2
Exons: 16
Coding region: 60-2168 (702 amino acids)
Biological process (GO): glycogen biosynthetic process
Cellular component (GO): cytoplasm
Molecular function (GO): alpha-1,4-glucan glucosyltransferase (UDP-glucose donor) activity
Source: RefSeq, a predicted model, not a curated record